This is a messenger RNA of Theobroma cacao (cacao), 3466 nucleotides long. Its product is annotated as transducin family protein / WD-40 repeat family protein. Gene Ontology annotation, cellular component: nuclear replication fork. Gene Ontology annotation, molecular function: protein binding; chromatin binding. The record is from RefSeq and is a predicted model, not a curated record. Gene Ontology annotation, biological process: mitotic cell cycle; DNA repair; DNA-templated DNA replication. Lineage: Eukaryota; Viridiplantae; Streptophyta; Magnoliopsida; Malvales; Malvaceae.
CCAAGCCAAAACCAGAUCCACUUUACUCGACUGUAAACUGAAAAGCACCAGCACAAGCAGAGAACAAAAAAAGCGCCAAAACCCUCCAUUUCCACCACCCCCAAAGCCUCCGCCAUGAAAAUCAAAUCACUGAAACUAAGGGAAGCCCACAAGGGAAGUGCCAAUGCCUCAUUCUGCUCCAUCUUGUGGGACCUCAAUGCCCACCAUUUGGUGACUGCUUCGUCAUCUGAACCCUCUAUUUCUAUUCACGAUCCUCUUCUCCCUUCCAAUCCGCCGCGGGUUCUUCGCCACCACCGCGAUGGGGUCACCGCCUUGGCUCUCAGCCCCAACUCUACUUGUCUUUCCUCUGGAUCUAUUGAUCAUUCCGUUAAGCUUUAUAAAUUCCCUGGUGGAGAGUUUGAGACUAAUAUCACCAGGUUCACACUGCCAAUUCGUGCACUUGCCUUUAACAAAUCAGGGAGCAUGCUGGCAGCUGCUGGUGAUGAUGAGGGCAUUAAACUUAUUAAUACAAUUGAUGGUUCAAUUGCUAGGGUUCUUAAAGGGCAUAGAGGACCUGUCACAGGCUUAGCUUUUGAUCCAAAUGGAGAGUACUUGGCAUCAAUUGAUUCCAUUGGAACUGUCAUAUAUUGGGAACUCCAGUCUGGAAGAACAUUAUAUACCCUCAAAGGUGUAGCUCCUGACACUGGCUCAGAUACUUCGAUUUUAAAUGUUCUUAGCUGGAGUCCUGAUGGUGAGACCUUAGCUGUCCCUGGUUUAAAAAAUGACAUAGUGAUGUAUGAUAGGGACACGGCAGAAAAGCUGUUUACCUUGAGAGGUGAUCAUACACAGCCUAUAUGUUUCAUGUCUUGGUCACCUAAUGGGAAGUACAUGGCUACUUCUAGUUUGGAUAAGCAAAUUUUGAUCUGGGAUGUUAACCGGAAGCAGGAUAUUGACAGGCAGAAAUUUGACGACAGAAUAUGUUGUAUGGCAUGGAAGCCUAUUGGAAAUGCACUGGCUGUCAUUGAUGUCAUGGGAAAGUAUGGAGUGUGGGAAUCAGUUGUUCCUUCCUCAAUGAAGUCUCCUACAGAAGACAUUCCUAGCUCUCGAUCAAAGAACAGUAACGGGCUGCUCUUUUUUGAUGAGGAGGAUGAGGAGGAUCAGGAGCUUAGCAUGUCAGGUAGUUUAAGUGAUCUUGGUGAGGAUAGCCAUGGUGAGUCUGAACCUCCUAGCAGAAAAAGAUUGCGGAAACAGUCUGUAAUUGAUGAUGAUCAGCAUGAAGAUGUUUAUAAUGAGUUAAACUUGUGUACAAAAACUGAAUACCGGAAAAAAGUGCAUCGUAUUAACAAGGAAAGUUCAGAUAAAGAAAGAGAUGGAUCAAGAAGCAUGAUGACAUUUAGGCCAAAAAUGCAGGAGGCUUUUCAGCCAGGUUCUACUCCACCACAGCCUGGAAAAAGGAAUUUCUUGUGCUACAAUAUGCUUGGAAGUAUAACUACAAUUAAACACGAUGAAUAUUCCCAUAUAGAGAUAGAUUUUCAUGAUACUAGCACAGGUCCACGAGUUCCACCAAUGACUGAUUAUUAUGGUUUCACAAUGGCUUCACUCAAUGAAAAUGGAAGUGUUUUUGCAAAUCCAUGCAAGGGCGAGAAGAACAUGAGUACCCUCAUGUAUCGACCAUUUAGCAGCUGGGCAAAUAACAGUGAGUGGUACAUGCGAUUUGAAGGUGAAGAAGUAAAAGCAGUUGCACUUGGUGGCACUUGGGUAGCUGCAGUGACAAGUCUUAAUUUUCUUCGCAUCUACACUGAUGGUGGUUUGCAGAAACAUAUUCUCUCACUUAAUGGGCCCGUGGUGACUGCAGCAGGCUUCAAAGAUGAGCUAGCAAUUGUUACCCAUAUUUCUGAUUGUCUUCCAUCUAAUGAGCAGAUGCUGGAGUUUAGAAUAUUCAACAUAUCUAAAGGGACCCAACCCUUCAAAGGUCAUCUUCCGCUAACUCCUGGUUCAUACCUAACAUGGUUUGGGUUUACUGAAGAAGGCCAGUUAAGCUCUUAUGAUUCUAAGGGUGUGCUACGGGUUUUUACAAGCCAAUAUGGUGGCAAUUGGCUUCCUCUUUUCAGUGCAAGCAAAGAGAGGAAGUCUGGUGAAAACUAUUGGGUGGUUGGGUUGAAUGUGAGCAAGUUGUUCUGUAUUGUUUGUAAAAAUCCAGAUUCUUUCCCACAGGUGCUCCCUAAACCGGUUCUUACUCUGCUAAACCUGUCCUUUCCUCUUGCAUCCUCUGAUCUCGGAGAAGAAGCCCUUGAAAAUGAGUUUAUGCUGAACAACCUGCAUCUCUCACAGAUUCAAAAAAGAAUAGAAGUGAUGGCUGAUGAAGGCUUGGACACCACUCCUCUUGAUGAUGAGGCUUUUGACAUAGAGGCAGCGCAAGAUAGAUGCAUCUUCAGGCUCAUUGCAUCUUGCUGCAAUGGUGACAAACUUGUUAGAGCUACUGAACUUGUGAAGCUUUUAUCAGUUGAAAAAUCAGUUAGAGGCGCCAUACAGCUUGCCACUGCUCUGAAGCUUCCUAUUUUGGCAGAACGAUUCAACAAUAUACUCGAGGAAAGAUUGCAAAGUAAAACUGAGGUUUUAAAAACCUCUCUCCCCAGAUCAAAGCAUGACCGUAACGUUAAAGCAGAUGUUGCUGCCAGCAUGGCCUUAACUGCAACUGAAAGAAGUGAGAUUUCAGAACCAACUUUUUCAUCAUCUUCAGCUAAACUCUCAGCCCCACUUCUUAUAAAGAAAGUAAAAUCUUCGGAUAGAGUUAAAUUUGGAAAGCCAAAAACAGAUGGUGAUCAAACUGCAUGUUUAGAGGACAGCAGGGAGGUGAACGACGCAGGGAAGAAUGCUGGCCCUAGCCAGGUGAAGAACUUACAAACUCAACGCCCUUCUAAUCCAUUUUUGAAGUUGCCGAAUAAUCAGGAAGAAAAGAAGGUUGAGGAGGUGAUGUCUGAAUCACAGUCACAGGGUCCAUCCAAUCCCUUUUUCAAGUCUUCAAACAAGGUCAGGGAAGCAACAGGGAUACAGCAAUCUCACCGUCCUUCUAAUCCAUUUUUGAAGUCGACAGCCAAGUGAAGUUCUGUUAGUUCCACAAGAAACAUGGGCCAAUUCAGGCAAAAGAGAAAGGGGAAACAGGCAUCAUCAGGCACAACCUAGGAGUAUUUAUGUGUCAGAAUGUAGGGAAGAAAUGCCUACUCUACAAACGCAAACUACAUUACUUUGUUGGUAGGCCAAAAAAGAAAAAAAAAAGGGUUGGCUUCUAGUCUCUGUAAUUAAGAAGUGCAUUUCAGAAGCAGCAGCCUAUUUGUUUCUUCAAGCAGUAACCAUUAUAAUAAUCACAGUAUGUUGUUUUUCAUUAAUCACAAAAGCAAGAAAUGUCAUUGUCUUAGUUUACAGUAAAAUCCUUGAAAUCCAAGUGACCAUCAAAGCAAACAAGCUAGCUUGGAUUGUACUUACUUUA